UGUGAAGGAGGGAGAAAAAAAUAUACAGUCCUCGAUCUGUUCCCUCAGUCAAUGGUUUUUAAUGGUUGUGUCACUGCAGUGUGAGCUGGACUGGGAAGCAUCAGGAGCACGGGAAAAUGAGGAACCCAAAGGAGGAAUGUUCAGGCAACUUCUCUUCCCAGGUAGACACGACUCGAGCUGUCAGACUGCUCAUGCAGCCCCAGAACUCUCCCAGCCCACCCUGGCUGAGUUCACCAUGACUGGUCCUUUAGGAAAAAGCAAACUGUUGACACAAGGAGCAGGAGACAGAGCAGAACCAGAUAGGGAAAGGAGAUGACAGAGCUCAGGAAUGGAUUUGCAAAUUUGGCAGGGUUUCAGACCUGUCAGCCCAAGUCUCUGGGAAGAAGUUGAGGAUUAAUAGGGAUAUCUGGCUUGCUCUGGAUUGGAGGACACCAAGAAGCAUCUACCUGCCCUAUGGAUUCAGCCUGGUUUGAGCUAGGGUCAACCUGAACCAUGGUGACUUUUCACCAUUUCACAACUAAGAGCCCAACCAGUGAUAUUACAAAAAUCUCUGUAGUAUCAUGCCCCAGGGAUGCCAAUAUUCCCAUAGCAUCAUGCCCUGCCUAAGGUGCAGUGACUUUCCAGUGAGAACCAAGAGCUGGGCAGGUGUAAUGAAUGUACUGAUAAACAGAUUCAGAUCAAUAAGCCUGGAAGUUCCUACUAGCAAAUGAAUGGCUUUCGGUCUAUGUGUUACAGAGUCGUUAAUUACCCAACCACCCUGCUCACUGUCAUUAGCAAGCAAUUGCUUUGUGUAUCUGCUCACCCUCCUUUAUUCAUCAUCCAUCUCCCACUCCCUCAUCCCUGCAUCCACACAGAACCUUCCUCCCCCCAUCCAGUUGUGCUCACAAGCAGGCUCUGAUGUCUCUUGAGGCAGGCUGGAUCUGAAGUGGGGGAGAGGAAGGAUUUCAUUUCCCAUGUCUAAGCUGCUCCUGUAACCCUGCAAGGAGUCAUCCUUUGAAGCACUGGCCCAGCCCGCAGCAGCUGGCUCAUGGCCACAAUUACUUCCACUCCGAGCACACACAAAAAGCCAAGCAAGAGGCCAAGGAGGGGGUCCUGAGAUUUGAACUCCAACGAGUCAAAGGCAGCCAGUGUUCAUUAGUCCCUGUGCCUUCCCCUGUCACAGCUGCCCCAUUAGGCAGGGACAAGGAGUCUGUCUGUGGGUCAGCCAGGGCCACCCAGGAGGCAGCAGAAAGCCCAGAAGGUAGAGGAGAACUUGAGAAUGCAGCCCCAAAUCGCCACUUACGGAGCCUGUCUUCUGUGAGCAUGGUCAGAGCCACCCCAUUGCAGAGUUACUUCCAUUUUUUUGCUUUUCCUAAAAUCGGGGGGAGUGGGAGGGGGGAAGAGAACCUACCAAAGGAGUUACAGUUGUUGUUGGAGAGAAACUAGCAAACACAUGUUUUCAUUCAGCAGCAGGGUAAUGAGGGAGGCAGUGAUGUUCCCCAGGGAGCUGAAGAGGAGCUCCAGAGCAGAAGGGCCAUUAGAAGCAAGAAAUAGCAAUUGCUCAAGGUUUUGGCAUUGGCAGAAGGUGGCAAAGUAAGAUGUGGUAAGUGGGCUAGAGAUGAGUAUUUGGUGCUUUGAUAGUACCAGAUUAAUUGUUUCCUAAAUAAAAAAGCAGUAGCAACAAAGAGUCUUUGUCCCUGCUCAAGGGCUAUGACAAGGUCAUCCCACCAGCCAUACUUUCCAUUCAGGGUUGAUUUAGGCUCUACCAAAGCCAGCAGGACUGCAUGUGGGUCAAGUGAGCCCCACAUGUGUCUAGACAACUGCCAAGAAGGAUUUGCCUCUCUGUGCUGAGCAUAGUUUUGAGGCUAACACCAGCCAUGCUCUUUUGCUUCUGUAUUCCCAGGUCCUCGCCACUCUUGGCUGACCAAGACUGGCCUGGAAGGCUCUUCCCUCUUCCAGGAAAAUGGGGACUGAUGGUGAAAACCCAGUCCUGAAAAAUGUAGUCAUCAGCUUCAACUUGCUUCUGAUGGGUGCUGUCCUCAAGCCUUUUGAGUGCCGGCUGGAGAUGACAACAGAGCCAGCUGAGAGGACAGCAGUGGAUGAGGCAAGUGGCCUUGCCAACUGCAGCUCACCUAUCAAAGAGCAGCCCAUGGUCUUCCACCACAUCUACAACAUCAACAUCCCACUGGACAGCUGCUGCUCAUCCAUGUUCAAGUCUUCGGCCGAGGAGGUGAGUUCAGAAGACGACCGACUGGCAGAGUACAUGGAGCAGACCUCUGACAGCGAGAGCCAGUUCACCUUCACCCACAGGAUAAACAUGCCCAAGCAGGCCUGCAAGUGCUCCACCUCCCUCCCAUCCCUGCAGGAGCUGCUGAGCAGGAUUGAGAUGCUGGAGAGGGAGGUCUCCAUCCUCCGGGACCAAUGUACCUCCAAUUGCUGCCAAGAAAAUGCAGUCACAGGGCAGCUGGAUUACAUCCCGCAGUGCAGCGGCCAUGGGAAUUUCAGCCUGGAGUCGUGCAGCUGCGUGUGCAUGGAGGGCUGGGCAGGUAGCAACUGCUCCGAGCCCCGCUGCCCCCGGGGCUGCUCCAGCCGCGGCGUGUGCCUGGAGGGCCAGUGCGUCUGCGACAACGACUAUGGGGGCGAAGACUGCUCCCAGCUCCGCUGCCCCGCCGGCUGCGGCUCCCGCGGGCUCUGCGUGGACGGCGAGUGCGUGUGCGAGGAGGGUUUCACCGGCGAGGAUUGCUCCCAGCUGCGCUGCCCUCGCGACUGCUCGGGCCGGGGCUAUUGCGUGAACGGCACCUGCGUGUGCCAGGAGGGCUUCGCCGGCGAGGACUGCGCAAGGCUGCACUGCCCCAACGCCUGCAGCGGCAGAGGGCUCUGCCGGGAUGGGCUCUGCGUCUGCGAGGAAGGCUAUGACGGGCAGGACUGCUCAGCAGUGUCUCCUCCUGAAAACCUGCGGGUGACAGGGAUCAGCGACAACUCCAUCGAGCUGGCUUGGGACAGCUCCGGGGCAGCCACCGAGUACGUUGUCUCGUACCAGCCAGCGGUGCAGGGGGGCACCCAGCUGCAGCAGAGGGUGCCUGGGGACUGGAGCAGUAUCACCAUCACGAAUCUGGAGCCAGGUGUUGCCUACAAUGUCAGCAUCUAUGCAGUCAUCAGUGACGUCUUCAGCAUCCCCAUUACCUCCAAGGUGAUGACUAACCUCGCCACACCACAGGGGCUGAAGUUCAAGACCAUCACAGAGACAACGGCAGAGGUGCAGUGGGAGCCCUUCUCCUUCCCUUUUGACGGCUGGGAGAUCAGCUUCAUUCCCAAGAAUAAUGAGGGUGGUGUGAUCGCCCAGCUCCCCAGCACUGUCACCACCUUCAACCAGACGGGGCUGAAGCCAGGGGAAGAGUACACUGUCACCAUCGUGGCCCUGAAGGAACAAGCCAGAAGCCCUCCCACCUCCAACAGCGUCUCAACCCUCAUUGAUGGCCCGACACAGAUCCUGGUGCGGGAUGUCUCCGACACCGUGGCCUUCGUGGAGUGGACCCCGCCGCGCGCCAAGGUGGAUGCCAUCCUGCUGAAGUACGGGCUGGCAGACGGGGAGGGCGGGAGGACCACCUUCCGCCUGCAGCCCCCCCUCAGCCAGUACUCCCUGCAGGCCCUGCGCCCUGGCGCCCGCUACCACCUCAUCAUCAGCGCCCUCCGGGGUGCCAACGAGAGCCGGCCAGCCUUCGCCCAGUUCACCACAGAGAUUGAUGCCCCCAAGAAUCUGCGGGUGGGCUUGCGGACCCCCGGUAGCCUCGAGCUCGCCUGGGACAACAGCGAGGCUGAGGCACACAGCUACAGGGUGGUCUACAGCACCCUGGCCGGGGAGCACUACCACGAGGUCCUGGUGCCACGCGACACCGGCCCCACCACCAGGGCCACCCUCGCAGAUCUGGUGCCAGGAACGGAGUACGGCAUUGGGAUUUCAGCUGUGAUGGACAGCCAGCAGAGUGUGCCAGCGACCAUGAAUGCCAGGACUGAGCUUGACAGCCCCCGGGACCUCCUGGUGACAGCCUCCACUGAAACAUCCAUCUCACUGGCUUGGACCAAAGCCACAGGUCCCAUUGACCACUACCGCAUCACCUUCACCCCUGCCUCAGGAAUGGCCUCUGAAGUGACAGUGUCUCAGGAUGAGUCACAGCUCACCCUCUCGGAGCUGGAGCCUGGGACAGAGUACACCAUCUCCAUUGUCGCUGAAAGGGGACGGCAGCAGAGCCUGGAGGCCACUGUGGAUGCUUUCACAGGUGUUCGACCCAUCUCACAGCUACACUUCUCCCAGCUGACAUCCUCCAGUGUGAAUGUCACAUGGAGUGACCCAUCUCCACCAGCAGACCACCUCAUCCUCACCUACAGGCCCCGGGAUGAGGAGGAGGCACAGCAGGUCACACUCGAUGGCACCUGCAGGCACACCAGCCUGACGAGCUUGCAGCCAUCCACUGAGUACCUGGUGUCACUGGUAGCCGUGCACGGCACCAUCAGCUCUGAGCCUGUCGUGGGCUCCAUCACAACAGGGAUUGAUGCACCAAAGGAUCUCAGGGUGGGCAAUGUCACCCAGGAGUCCAUGACAGUCUACUGGAGUGCUCCCAUCGCUGCCUUCAACCACUAUAGAAUAUCCUACCGCGCUGCCGAAGGGAGGACAGACAGUAUGGCCAUCCCCAGGGAUGUCACCGAGUACACCCUCCAGGACCUGCAGCCUGCCACCAAGUAUGAGGUCGAGGUGAAGAGCGUGCGGGGCCGGGAGGAGAGUGAGCUGGCCUUCAUCACUGCAUACACAGCCAUGGAUGUCCCCCUGGGGGUCACAGCCACCAACAUCACUCCCACUGAGGCACUGCUCCAGUGGAACCCGCCGCUGUUGGAGGUGGAAAGCUAUGUCCUCAUCCUUACGCGUCGUGCAGUUGCAGGAGAAACAAUUCUCGUGGAUGGAGACAACCAGGAGUACCAGCUAACCAACCUGCUGCCCAGUACCACCUACACAGUUUCUAUGUAUGCCACCAGUGGGCCUCUGACUAGCCAGACCAUCAGCACCAACUUCACUACUCUUUUGGAUCCUCCAAAAAAUCUGACUGCUAGUGAAGUCACACGACGGAGUGCCCUGCUCUCCUGGGUUCCUCCUGUGGGAGAGAUUGAGAAUUAUGUCAUGACCUACAGAUCCACCGAUGGCAGCCGGAAGGAGCUGAUUGUGGAUGCUGAGGACACAUGGAUCCGCCUGGAGGGGCUUUCUGAGACCACAGAGUACACGGUGCACCUGCAAGCUGCCCAAAAUGCCAUGCGGAGUGGCCUCAUCUCAACCACCUUCACCACAGGAGGACGUGUCUUUGCUAACCCUCAGGACUGCACCCAGCAUCUGAUGAACGGAGACACGCUGAGCGGGGUCUACACCAUCUCCAUCAACGGGGACCUCAGUCAGCGGGUGCCAGUGUACUGUGACAUGACCACCGAUGGAGGUGGCUGGAUUGUCUUCCAGCGGCGGCAGAACGGGCUGACUGAUUUCUUCCGGAAAUGGGCAGAUUACCGGGUUGGCUUUGGAAACUUGGAGGAUGAGUUUUGGCUGGGCUUGGACAACAUCCACAAGAUCACGUCCCAAGGGCGUUACGAGCUGCGAAUAGACAUGAGGGAUGGUCAGGAAGCAGCAUAUGCCUACUAUGACAAGUUCUCCAUUGGUGACUCCCGGAGCCUCUAUAAACUGCGAAUUGGAGAUUACAAUGGCACUUCAGGAGACUCCCUCACCUAUCACCAGGGACGCCCCUUCUCCACCAAGGACAGGGACAACGAUGUUGCUGUGACCAACUGUGCCAUGUCCUACAAAGGGGCAUGGUGGUACAAGAACUGCCACCGCACCAACCUCAACGGCAAGUACGGAGAAUCCCGGCACAGUCAGGGGAUUAAUUGGUACCAUUGGAAAGGUCACGAGUUCUCCAUCCCCUUUGUGGAAAUGAAGAUGCGACCUUACAACCACCGUAACAUCUCUGGGAGGAAGCGACGGUCCCUACAGCUCUGAGCCAGCUGAACCCCUCUUGCCUCCCACCACCUCUUCUGUCAUUUUGUUUGUAUUUUAUAAUAUGAAAAGGGAAAAAAAAUUACCACUUGUCUGAGAUAGCAACCUGCCCCUCACAAGUGCUGGAGGGAACCAUGGGACAAGGAAAGGCCAUAGGAAAGGAAAGACCUCACUGCUUUGCAUCUGUCCCAGAGAAAUACCAAAUUUCCAGUCUCCCUAUCUCAGUACUCUGGCCCUUAACAUGAGAAGAAAGAGUCAGAUUUUUUUGAUAUUUUUUUAAAAGACACAGAAAUCUCCAGCAAACCCUGUUAGAAUUGUUUGUCACAGGCCUUGUGGAAGAAACCUUCCCCACAGGUACCUUGUAUGGCCAUUUCCAGCCCAGUCAUGGCCAAGGGUGCCCGUCUUCUCCCUGCUUCCCUGUCCCCUCCUGGCAGGGAGGUCCCAAGCUUCAUGCCAUCCUGUAGACACCAACUCUUCCAGCAGGCAGAGGUGCAUCCCUCCCCUGUGUGCAGGCUCUGGACACAUAGGGACUAAGUGAGGAUGAGAAAAGGCUCAUCCCAUCCCCAGUUUUCACAGGAGGGCUUGGCAAAUAUCUGCAUAUGUAGGCAAACUCCAGAGAGUACAUAGCUCAUGUGUUGAUCCCACCACAAAGUGAUCCUCGUGUGCAUAGGGUGUAUGGGAAUAGGAACUACUCCACCAGCCCCAAUCUUCAUUAUCCAUGCCUCCAAGCUGAACUCAGCCUACUCCAGGUCCAUGACAUCUGCCUGGGUUAUGAUGAACUUGAUGGAGAAGAAAGGAUUUAAACUAGAAAACUUAGGAGAAAAAUCCCUACUCCUGGUCCUGAAAUCUAGGACCCAUUUCCUCCGUUAUUACUACAUUCCAUCAUGCUCCCUCUCACUCAGGUCACUGGUCCCAAACAAAACAGUCUCAGAGAAGGGGCAGCAAUAAAAAGAUAUCACACAACUGCAGCCAACCUGAAGCCAACAGUUGUCACAGCUCAGGUGCUCCUGUUCAUGGCCCUCCACACACACAGGGAAUUAUGACAAUGCAGCUAAGGGAAGACAAGUGCAAGCUGAGGAAUGUCCAUUUCCUUCCUUUUCCUACACCAUCCCUCUUCAAUGCCAUCAUAAGAAGGACACAAAUCUCAGUGCCUUGGUAUUCCCAUCUCUGUAACAGGAAAUUAACUGUUUCCCCUCCUGGAAGGGGUUCCAUUCAGAUUUUGGAGGACUUCAAGACCUUUGGAAGAAUUAAUGGGUUCACUCUUCCUAUCCUUAACUUCUCCUGUCUCAGGGAAGAUGGAACCUUUGGAUAGCUCUGUCUGUGCCCUAUUGUCAUUGACCCAACCACCACAUAGCCCAAAUGACCACCAUGCUUAAGUCACUCUUCUGCCAAGGACUUCCAUCAAUGUUGGGCAUUUUCACCGGCCUGGUCUCAAAGAAGGGACUCAUCCCUGCAUCCAAGGACAAUGCAGCUCAUCACUGGAUUUGUAGCCAAAGGAACAUUACGAAUGCUAAACACUGCUAUCUGGUUUUAUCAUACUGAAACUGCUUUGUCUCAAAAACAUCUUUCAGAUGGCAACAUAAAAGCACCUCUGCAGUAGCUUAUAAUUCAGACCAGUAUAUCUUUCAUGGCCACACUCCUUGAUGUUCUGAUGUUACUCACUAUGGCUGCAGAGCUGAAGAAGGGCAUUAAGCAGGAAACAUAACUUCCUUUUCCACGUCACAUACUGGCACAUGAAAUCACAGCUAACACUGAGGUCAAGAUUAGAUACAGGGCCCAGUCCUUCAUGUGGUCAGCUUACAAGCUGGCCUGGAGAAAGCAUGCUUAGCAACAUCUCAUACAUAAAUGAGGUGUCCCUUCUUAUUUCCCCUUGGCAUCAAAUCAGGCAACAAGUCAACCAGUUGAGGAACAGGUGAGUCAGAGGCUGCAGAUGAUAGGAUCUCUUGCAGGACAUGGCCACUCUCACAGAUGGCAGCAUGUCACACCUCCUGAGCACCCAACCCUGCUUUAAAAUCCAAAAGCCAACAAAAAGCAGCAGAUGAAACUGAUUAAAGCCUAAGAAAGUUUUUAGUAGACCAACAGAGUAAAUUUUUCUCCAGACCUUCAAGAAUUUAUAGGAAGAAAUAUCCCAACAAAAGCUAUAAUGGAGCAGAGGUUAUCACCAGCAGAGAUUGGCAGUGGACAGUGCUGUUUUCUUACCUACUCAGGUGAAAGAAAGAGAUGUCAGUGGAAACACAUUUAUCAUUCACAGUCAAAUGAAAGGCAAGAAAUCUCUCUUUUCAAAAGUAAGACUCAAACAGAAAAUCAAAGUUUGCCAAACUUUUCUAGGAGGUUCAAAAGAUCCUCAAAAAGGUUGAUUAUUCUCUAAAGAGGUUUACUGAUAUGUACCUCUCCCUCCUCCUGUCUGUUAUCCCUUGUACAAGUCCUGUAACCAGGAUGAGUCAGCCCAGUUGACCCAAUUGCAUAGUCAGGGAUGAAAGACACUCUUGGAGACAACAUCCAAUCUUUCAGUGCUAUUACACAUCAGUGCUAUUACACAUGUUCCUUGACUCUCAUGUGACACCAGGAUGUUGCCUUCCCAUGGCAUUGGUGAAAGACAGUUGCUACAACCUUUUAAAGGAAAGAUUUCUACACAUCAUGGUUUUCUCCUGGUGAUAACCCAAUCCAAACCCAGGCACACAACUGGCAAUGAUGACGCAGCUGUUGAUGCUACAGAACUGCUCCAUGAUUAAGUAGUUUCUUCUCACCCUCCAUCACUGGAUGGAUUAGUUCAUUCUCCAGCUAGACCAGGUUUGGCCCUGAAAUUCCCAGAAACUAAGCCUGGAUCUGGUGCAGUAUUCAUCUUGAGAAACCUUGGGUUCAGCAUGUGAACUAUCACUGAGCUCUGGAGGCUCCAUUGCCAUCCCAGGUUUGUGUAGCUCAGGCUUGUUGCAGAGCCCAAAAAGGAACAUGGGGCUGUUACCUAAACCACACUACCCGCUGUGAGAUGCCAUCUUCUGUAACAGGAAGCAGGAAGAAGCACAUCAAAUCCUUCACACAGCAGAACACCGUAUGUGCCCAUGACCCUUGCAGCCUUUUAAACCCACCUGUUAUUUCUAACCCCAAAAUCCUGGAGGGAAACACAAAGGGACUUUCAUCCUUUGCCUGAUUUUCAUUUCCCUCUGUUUUCAUUCUCUGAGCCCACCUUCCCAUUGCACGCUGCACUGAAACAUAACCAAAGAAAAAAAGAGCCCUGAAAGGAAAAGCUGCUUUUAGUAAAGUGAUAGCUUCUUUAAAUGAAUAAUUUCAAGAAGGAGAGAGGCCAGUCUCUCCCCAAGAGUAGCUGGGUUUUAGAAGGGAGGUACCAGGACAGCAUCCACACAAAGGCUGGGGAGAAUUAUAUUUUUGCAUUACUUUACCAUGGGCAUCUCAAAGCUUAGUACCAGCCUAAAUGCACUCUUGCCUCCUUCCCAAGGGGAUGCUUAUCCCAUGUGAAGUGCCUGGUGUGGAAAGCAUAGCUCAUGCCACCUUCACUCCCAGUGAUGCAGCUGGUGAGUGCCCAGCCAGUGGUGUCCCCAUGCCCACAAUAGGCUCAGACCAACUUGUUAAAAUACAGUGGGAGCCAAAGUACCCUCCUGGUGCCUCACCUCCACACCAGCACAUGACCUUUAUCCCAGCUCAGAGCUGCCCUCCUGCUGUGUCCCCACCAUCACAUCAGGGGGUGACCAUGCACCCCCUAUCCUGUGCCCUCCAGACAUGCCCACAAGUUUUGACUUUACCAAACACUGCCAGCAAUGAACUCUCACCCAAAAAAAACCUUUAAUUCAUGCUUACACCCACUAACAAUGGGCUCUGUCCCAGGGCCAAACAAGACUCCCAUUCUUGUUUCUGCCAGCCAAGUGCCCUGGGAUGGCCAUAAAAUUCAAUACAGUCCCCUGGGGACCACCAGCACCUCCAGGGUCACCUUCUCCUUUCCUAAAGUCCUGAUGGUGGUUGCAGGUCCUUGCCCCUUCUAGAGGGAAAAUUUGGGGUAAGUGGGAGGGAAAUGCCCUUCCCUUGGGAGAUCCUCAUGCCUAGACCCACUUCAAUACCCAGCCUGCAAUUCUUCAGAUGUCAGUGGUUUCUCAGAAGGAUGGUGACACAAAGACCUAAACAAACAAGCAGCCCCCUGUGUACAGGUGUUAUCCUGGAAAUGUUCUUAAUAUGUUUAAAAAAAGCUUAAAAACAUAAAUAAGAAGGGAGAGCAGAGGCAAUGAAAUGCCUUGGACAGGUUCUGAUGAACUCAAACACAAACUACUGCAACCAAAUGAGGGGGAAGAUAAAAGCAAAUAAAUGCAUAAAUAAAAUCUAUAAUAUAAAUAAAUAAUAUAUUAAGCAACUCUCCCCACCCUGUAAUGAAAAUGUAGCUUGGAGAAUGGGAUCAACGCUUGUUAACCAUUGUUAACUAGUAUUUUUAGUCCUGACUGCUCUUAGGCUAUGUAUAGUUCCUUUUUUAAUGCAUUUUCUAUACAUUAAUAAAAGAUACUGAAGGA
Molecule: messenger RNA, 10518 nt
Organism: Catharus ustulatus (Swainson's thrush)
Lineage: Eukaryota; Metazoa; Chordata; Aves; Passeriformes; Turdidae
Gene: TNR
Product: tenascin R
Exons: 21
Coding region: 1943-6010 (1355 amino acids)
Molecular function (GO): protein binding
Source: RefSeq, a predicted model, not a curated record